AUGGUGCGGACUCUUCGGGCUAAGCUUUCGGAGCUGCGGGAGUGUGAGGAAACGUGCCAGCCACUUCACUGGCGGCUGCAGGGCGCUCAGCGGGCACGUGCCAUCAUGCACUCCUCGGCUGCAAAGGCGGGGUGGGCUAGCACUUUGGCAGUGUUGUUCUGGAUCGCUUCCGACGCGGGUUACCAGGACGUGUGGGAGGUCAUGGGCGUUCUCCUCGCUGAGGUGAUCGCCGCCCGCCUUCUUGGCAAGACCGACCUGCCCAUGCUCAGUUCCCUGGUGCAUCCGAUCGCCUCGUACAACGGCGGCGGCUACACCAUGAGGGACGCAUUCAUGGGGAGCUGGGUUCACUCCGUGAACAAGGACGACACCGACCCGAUCCAGAGAGCGGGCAGAUCUCUCCUCGCCCGGUGCCCCCUCGGCCCAACCGUGGCGGUGGGGUUGCUCGUCAUGGCGUUCCUGCGCACGCCGGACCUGGCGGAGUUCAUCGCCGAGCACCUCCCCCUGGGCGCCACGCCGGGGCAGUUGGUGGACGUGCUGGGGGCCUACAAGAGCAACCUGAAUGCGAAGGGGGCCAGAUUCGUCCGAGGGCGGAGGCUUCCGAGAGGCCGUAAAAUCAAGCCCAAUCUUGAUUUAAACAGCCUGACGCUGGCGGACGUGGCGGGCGCGGCCGCGACGCGCGCUUGCCAGGCGCCCGUUUUCCAGGGGGUCACGGCGGAGUGGAAGGCGACGGCGGCGGGCCUGGUGGCAGCCUCGGAGACCUGCGUGUUCAAAAAAGGGGUGCGGCUCAUGACCCCGCACGUCCUCGGCCAUUUCGUCGGCUGGGGCCUCCUGCUCGGUUCGGGUCUGGAAGGCUUCCUGAAGGGGGGCCCUAACACGGCGAAGUUUCGCCAGGGGGCCGCCGCCGACUACGACUCGGCGGCGCGGAAGCACUGGGACACACUGGCGGAGAAGGGCGCCCUCACGGGCGAGGAGCGCGAGCGCCUUGCGGCAGUUCCGGCCGAGGCGUGGCCGGGCAUGGAAUGCAAGGCGGCGUGCGUGGCCCAGAACUUCGCCCACGCCGACAAGGUGUCCAACUGGAAGGCCGAGGGCGCGCCUCGGAUGCCGGAGCCUCCGGCCACGAACCGCAAGAGGAAGCGCACGGGCGCCGAGGACUUGAAGGCCUGGUGGCCCCGCCCCCGCAAGGGGAAGCCAGCGCCUCGCGGCGAGGCCAGCCCGGCGCCCGCCCCGUCGCUGGCCGCAGCCGCGGGGGGCGCCUGA
Messenger RNA from Prorocentrum cordatum, 1257 nucleotides. The record is from the annotation of a GenBank genome assembly. NCBI's taxonomy places the organism in Eukaryota, Dinophyceae, Prorocentrales, Prorocentraceae.